UGGCCGCCAUGGAUGCCACCAGCGGGCCGCACCACAUCCCCUCGCCCAUCUCCCUGUACGCCGAUCAGUACCACGUCUUCGACCUCAUGCAGAGCAUGCUGGAAGCAAUCCUGAUUCAGAGGCCUGAAGAUCCUAUCCAGUUUAUGAUAAACCACCUAAAGCAAGAUAAUGAUCAUGUGCCAAGGAUUUUCAUAUUGGGUCCCCCCGCCUCUGGGAAAACAACUAUUGCGAUGUGGCUUUGUAAACAUUUGAAUGCCUGCUUCAUCAGUCUAGAAAAUUUACUAAGGAAUGAAUUUUCCUUCCUGGCAAUGGAAGCAGCGGAAAUUCGGAAGAGGAACCAGGAAAUCCCCAACGAGCUGUGGGCCAAACUGAUCCAGGAACGUCUGUCAAGCGACGACUGCAUCAAACGAGGCUGGAUUGUGGAUGGGUUUCCUGAAACACGAGAACAAGCCAUUUUGCUGCAGGUCAUUGGCAUCUUUCCCAGACACGUGGUUGUACUGCAUGCGCCAGACACCGUACUGAUUGAGAGAAAUCUGGGGAAAAGGAUUGAUCCAUAUAGUGGAGAAGUGUAUCAUACUACCUUUGAUUGGCCCGCGGAACCUGAGAUUCAAGAGCGGCUGGUAGUGGCUGAGGGCAUCUCUGAGGGAGAGACCUCCAGGAGGCUGCUAGAGCAUCACCGGAACAUUUCCAGAAUUUACCAGACCUACCCGAAAGUUUUAAAAGCCAUCAGCUCUGACCAGCCUUGUGUGGAUGUCUUCUACCAGGCGCUGACCUAUGUCCAAAGCCAACAUCGAUCCAACGCCCCUUUCACUCCACGGAUUCUUCUUUGUGGACCCCCAGGCAGUGGGAAGAGCCUGCAGGCAGCCCUUCUUGCUCAGAAAUACGGCAUUGUCAACGUCUGCUGUGGGGAGCUGCUAAAAGAAGCUGUAGCCGACCAGUCUAGGCUCGGACAGCUCAUCGAGCCAUUUUUUUACAACAAAUGGCCAGUGUCUGAUGACAUCGUGAUAAAGUUGCUGUCAGAUCGUCUCAAUAAAUUGGACUGUGUUAAAUAUGGAUGGGUGCUCCAUGGCUUCCCUCGAGAUUUAGACCAGGCUGAACACUUGGAGAGCUUGGGGUUUGUUCCAAACAGGGUGUUUUUCCUGAACGUGCCGAGUGAUUCCAUCACGGAACGAUUGUCUCAGAGAAUGUUGGAUCCGGAUACAGGAGAAAGAUACCACACCAUGUACAAGCCAGCUCCCACCAUGGAGGUCCAGGCCCGGCUUCAGCAGAACCCAAAGGACAGCGAGGAGCGGGUGAAGUUUAAGCUGGACGUCUACUACAGAAACUCCGCUGAUCUGGAGGAGUUUUACAAUGACAUCAUUUAUGUGAACGGUGAUCAAGACCCAUACACCGUCUUUGAGCACAUAGAGAGUGGGAUCAUCAUGCCCCUGCCCAUUAGAAACCCAUGACAGGCCCAGAACCCCAACUUCUCUCCCCAGUAGCAAUGCCCCACAGGAAUAUGUGUUACUGUUCAAAAUCCCCCAGAAGAAAAGGCCCAUUUAAUAAAUGGGGUUGGGCACCUGCCCACAUAGUUGGAAAA
Messenger RNA from Tachyglossus aculeatus (Australian echidna), 1579 nucleotides. It is a transcript of the gene AK8, whose product is annotated as adenylate kinase 8. The record is from RefSeq and is a predicted model, not a curated record. Gene Ontology annotation, cellular component: cytoplasm. The transcript has 13 exons. Gene Ontology annotation, molecular function: ATP binding; AMP kinase activity; nucleoside diphosphate kinase activity. The coding region runs from base 9 to 1448 and encodes 479 amino acids. Gene Ontology annotation, biological process: nucleoside triphosphate biosynthetic process. Lineage: Eukaryota; Metazoa; Chordata; Mammalia; Monotremata; Tachyglossidae.